Molecule: messenger RNA, 2893 nt
Organism: Nothobranchius furzeri (turquoise killifish)
Lineage: Eukaryota; Metazoa; Chordata; Actinopteri; Cyprinodontiformes; Nothobranchiidae
Gene: zpax1
Product: zona pellucida protein AX 1
Source: RefSeq, a predicted model, not a curated record
GUGGUGUGUCUCCAGAAAGACAUCAGCUCCUUUCCCUUCAGAGCUCCUUUGGCUGUGAAGGCAGUGCAGUACGAAGCUGAGCUCUGGUGGUGAUUGGGUGCUUUCUUCCACUUGCGUGGUUCCCUUUGGAUUGCAACAUGAGGAAGCCUGAAAUGAUUGUGUUAUGGAACCUGAUGGCAGCAGCCUUUGUCUUGGGUCAAACUUGGCCAAAUGCAAAGCUCAGUUCUCAGCCAAGCAGUAAUUUGAAGGUUGAUUGUCUGGCUAACUUGAUGAGGAUUUCCUUGGAUGAGGCUCUUGCCGUUGGAAACCAGCUCGAAGUUGAUGCAAUUAAUGGCACUAAACAGGUUAUGGUUACACCCAGUCUGGCAGCUCGGUGUGGAUACAGCAUGGAGUCUGACCCAUGGGGCAACACCAGAAUUUACACUUCUCUGUUGGGAUGCUAUGUGGACAGCAAGGAUGAUGUGACCUUCAAUGUCGGCUUGAAACUGAAGAUCUUCCGUAGUCCAGCUGAUGUGAUCAGUCAUGAUGUGUCCCAGACAUGCAGCUACACCCGCUGGGCCCCUAAAGAGAUCCUCUGUGACAGGAACUACAUGGAAGUGUCUACUUAUCUGACUACCAAACAAGCUGAAGCCAAGGGCCAGGAAACAGAUGACUCCAAGAUUAACACUAUUCCUGGUGCUUCUGGAGAAGAACAUGGAAUCUGGAAAAUGACCUUCUACACCCCUGAAGCCGUGUCCAUGGUUCUGAAGGAGGUCGAACAAGCAGGCUACAGUGCUAUGACUACCCCAACACGUCUUGUUGUACGAAGCCCUUACCAUACAUCAGAAACCUACCAUGAGGAUGUUGCUGGAGUCCCCAUGGAGGUCCUCAAAGUGAGCGUUUACCAGAAGGAACAGAAUGGAAUAAACAUCGUAAACUUGGUGGCAGCUUGCCCAACAGGCGGUGUCCUGUUCACUGACGAGCACAUUGCUUGGCACGUGCCUCGUCGUGUGACCCCUCUGCUGGAGGGCAAAUCUAAAAUGGUAGAAAUGUACAUGGGCAUCAAUGGACAAAGGCUGGAUAAGGCUCAGAUGGCUGCAAGGAAAUACACUCUGUCAACCACUGACUUCCAUAUUGUUGUUGAGAUCCCAAUUGGCUCACCUGAUGGCUACUACAAGAGUCAUGCUCCAAACUACCAAUACCACAUAACCUACACCAUCGAGCCCAUGCUUGAGAUGCUCUGGAGAGCUGAUGCCACUCAAGAUGACACCAGAUACAAGAUCUUGUUCCCCAUCACAACCCCACCAAUGGCUCGCCCUCCUUACACCGAUGACCGUACUGUCCCAGAGGAGAGAUCCUUCACUGUUUACGUAGGAACAUUUCUUCAAGAUGUGGAGCUGAGGAACAUCACUUACCCUAAUGGAGUCUUCACAGUUGAAGAAAGCAUUGCCAGAGGCUUGAUGGUUCAGCAGCAUGUCCUUCCCAAUGGAACAAGUGUCUUCUCUCUCCAAGUCUCCUUUGAUGCUGAGGCUGUCCUGAAGAACAAUCCUGAGCCCUUGAUCACAACUUACUCGCUCGCUGUGGUGUUUGGAUUUGUCGUCCUGCCUGAGGAGAUCCCCUUUGCCCAUCCAGUGCAGCUAGAGGCCUCUCUGAAGGAUGUUGUGCUACCAACACUAGAUGGAACCUGCGACCAGGAUCAGUUCUACGUCACAGUAACAUACGGCAGCCAAGGCAACAGCUUCAACACCCUGGUUGGACAAAGGGAACUGACGUCAGAUCUGGCUGAUGCUUACCAUUACCACGACAAUGGAACUCACUUCACCCUUCAAGUCCCUUAUGCUGCUGAAGACACAGCUUUUGAGGUGUUUGACACUGCAUCUAUCAGAGCCCGACUCAACCUGCUGCUCUGGGACGCAAAGAACCACUGGAUGCUAAAUGACUUCUACCUGACUUGCUACUUCCCCUUGACAACUACUAGAUGCCACUCCAAUGGAACCAUCUCCGCCUUGGCUGUGAAGGUUGAAUCCGUACCAAACCUCAACCCCAACUGGCUCACUCUGAGAGAUCAGUCUUGCAAACCAGUCUCCAGCAACAAGCGUUUUGCUGACUUUACCUUUGCUGCUGACUCAUGUGGAACCACCAGAACAUUCUUUGGCAACUACAUGCUGUACGAGAAUGAGAUCGGCCUGUAUCAUGGUGGUGAGAAAAGAGUGGCCCAUGCUUCACCAGUUGAACCUGACUACAGACAAACCAUCUCCUGCUACUACCUGGUCAACGACACCAAAACCCUUUCCUUUGACGCCAAACCACGAAAGUAUGAGCCAAAAGCUGAGAUCGGCUCAGGGCACAUGAUCGUUCAAAUGAGGCUUGCAUCAGACUCUUCCUACAACCACUUCUAUGAAGCUGAAGACUACCCAGUGCACCAAUACCUGAGGCAGCCACUCUACUUUGAAGUGGAGCUUAUGCAGUCAGCUGACUCUCACCUGGAGCUGAUCUUGGAGACCUGUUGGGCUAACCUUGAGGAAGACAGGACCUCUCUGCCCAGCUGGGACAUCAUUGUGAACGGAUGUGAGAACGCCGAUGAUGGCUACACUACCAUCUUCCACCCUGUUGCCAUGGAUACAAGAAUCGCAGUCCCCUCUCACUUCAAACGCUUCUCCAUGAAGAUGUUUACCUUCAUUGAAGACAAGAAGGUUCUGCAACAUGAGAUCUACGUCCACUGUAACGUCGUCAUCUGUGACAAUACUAACCCUACUGAAGGAAUCUGCCAAGGCCAGUGUGCUAAUCCUACUGCAGUCAAACCUACUGAUAAAGGAAUGAAAAGAGCCCAAAGAAGCACCACAACUCAAGAGCUGAUCUCCACUGGGCCAAUUGUAUUGACUCAAUGAUUUCAAUAAAUGUUUCUUAAAAAUAA